AUGGGCGCCGACCAGAAGCGCUCCCACGGCGGGCACUCGCACGGCCACGGCCACCACCACCACCACCAUGACAACACGUACCUGACCUCCUCCAACAAGAACGACGCCGGCGUCCGCAUCACCCGCAUCGGCCUCUUCUCCAACCUCGGCAUGGCCUUCGCCAAGGGCGCCGGCGGCUACGCCUUUGGCUCCCAGGCCCUCAUCGCCGACGCCUGGCACUCGCUGACCGACCUCGCCUCCGACAUCCUGACCCUCGCCACCGUCUCGUGGUCCCUGAAGCCGCCGACCGACGCCUUCCCCGCCGGCUUCGGCAAGGUCGAGAGCCUCGGCUCCCUCGGCGUCUCGAGCAUGCUCCUCGGCGGCGGCCUCUUCAUGUUCUGGAGCAGCCUGCUGACCCUGCACGCCCACUUCUUCCUCGACCCCGCCGCCGCCGCCGACGCCAUUGCCCACAUGCACCACGGCCACAGCCACGGCGGCCACGCCCACGGCCACGGUCAUGCCGGGCCCAGUCUGCACGCCGCGUGGCUGGCCGCCGGCACCGUGGCCAUCAAGGAGUGGCUCUACCACGCAACCAUGAAAGUUGCCCGCGAACGCAAAUCCUCCGUCCUCGCCUCCAACGCCGUGCACCACCGCGUCGACUCGCUCACGGGCGUCGUCACCCUCGCCGUCGUCCUCGGCGCCAACAUCCUCUCCAACGCCGCCUGGCUCGACCCCGUCGGCGGCCUCUUCAUCUCGCUCCUCGUCGUCAAGGCCGGCGCCGAGAACACCGUCAGCGCCCUCUACGAGCUCGCCGACCGCAGCAUCGACGACGACGUCCGCGCCUCGGUCACGCGCCACGCCCGCGCGAGCCUCGAGGCCCGCGGCGUCGGCCGUGACGUCGAGGUCCGCGAUGUCGCCGGCGUCAAGAGCGGCCAGAACUACCUCGUCGACGUCGAGCUCGCCGUCCCCGGCGAUUGGACCGUCGAGGAGGCGCGGGAGGUCGAGGCCGCCGUGCGCGAGCGCGUCGGCGCCAAGGUGCGCGGUGUGCGCCGCGUGCGGAUCCGCUACGUGCCCAAGGAGGCGCCCGUCGCCGGCAAGUUUGACGAGUACAUCGCGGGCGAGGUCAGCCAGCGGGCGUCGCCCGAGUCGGAGGACGAGGACGACCAUGAUCAUGACCAUGACCAUGGGCACACGAACGGCAACGGCAACGGACACGCCAACGGCAAUGGGCACAGCCACGCGAAUGGCAAUGGCAAUGGCCACGCCCACGAGAAGCACCAGUGA
This is a messenger RNA of Verticillium nonalfalfae, 1263 nucleotides long. RefSeq lists its product as uncharacterized. The record is from RefSeq and is a predicted model, not a curated record. Gene Ontology annotation, cellular component: membrane. The transcript has 2 exons. NCBI's taxonomy places the organism in Eukaryota, Fungi, Ascomycota, Sordariomycetes, Glomerellales, Plectosphaerellaceae. Gene Ontology annotation, molecular function: monoatomic cation transmembrane transporter activity. Bases 1 to 1263 code for a protein of 420 amino acids. Gene Ontology annotation, biological process: transmembrane transport; monoatomic cation transport.